AUGGAAGAUAUGUCAUUUUGUGGAGAAAUGAACGUUCUAUCUAAUGGUUCGUAUUCUCCCUUACAAGUGCCAGAACGAGAAGAAGAAGAAGUCAGACAAGAUGAUUCUGGAAAAUCAUUUGAAAGUGUUCUUGUAUACGAACGAGAGGAUGAAAGUAUUAAUUUAUUAUCCUUGGAAGCGGAUAUUAAUUACUUAAAGUUAUUCGUAACAUUGUUGAUGGAUGUUAUAUAUAAAAAUGCAGAUGAAGUUAUUAAUUUGGAUCUAUCCAAUUGCUCACGAUCAAGGUUAUCAACUUAUAAACGGCACAUUCGGACUCGUGAGAAUAAAUGUGGUAUUCAGAAGCAAUCAUCAACACCAUCACCUUUACGGCGACAAUUAAUUCGUUCUCGAUUUAAACGUUCAGGACUAAAUAUUGAAUCUUUAUAUGCUAUGACAAAAGAAGGAUCACCACAACAACAGCAGGUUUUGUUAAAUGAGGAAACCAACACAGAUGGAUCAAAUUCAAUUGAUCGACAGUCAUUACCAGAGGAUAAACAACAGUGA
This is a messenger RNA of Didymodactylos carnosus, 543 nucleotides long. The record is from the annotation of a GenBank genome assembly. Lineage: Eukaryota; Metazoa; Rotifera; Eurotatoria; Philodinida; Philodinidae.